CCAAUCUAUUUCCCUUUCUUCCCCAUCACCCAAACCCCCCUCGAACCCAACACUACUAGUGGUCCAUCUCUCUUCACUCUCACUCUCUUCAUAUAUAUAAAUAAUAUUACUUUCUAUCUUUCACUUGUGUAGUGUGAAAUUGGGUUUGGUUAUUGAAGAGAAGAAAAAUGGACCAUAGCGCAGAUGCACAACGCACGGACUUGAUGACCAUAACGCGGUUCGUGCUGAACGAGCAAUCAAAGCACCCUGAGUCACGCGGCGAUUUCACCAUCUUGCUUAAUCACAUUGUUCUUGGCUGCAAGUUCGUUUGUUCUGCUGUUAACAAGGCUGGUCUUGCUAAACUCAUUGGACUCGCUGGAGAUACUAAUAUUCAGGGCGAAGAACAGAAGAAACUGGAUGUGCUUUCCAAUGAGGUCUUCAUCAAGGCUUUGAUAAGCAGUGGCCGAACUUGCGUCUUGGUUUCUGAAGAAGAUGAGGAGGCAGUGUUUGUGGAACCUUCUAAGCGUGGAAAGUACUGUGUUGUUUUUGAUCCGUUGGAUGGCUCCUCUAACAUUGAUUGUGGUGUUUCCAUUGGCACAAUUUUUGGGAUUUAUAUGGUAAAAGAUGGCCAUGAACCAACCAUAGAAGAUGUUCUGCAACCUGGGAAGAACAUGGUGGCAGCUGGUUAUUGUAUGUAUGGAAGUUCUUGCACGCUUGUUUUAAGCACUGGAACUGGUGUUAAUGGUUUCACCCUUGAUCCAUCUCUUGGUGAGUUCAUCCUAACUCACCCUGACAUUAAGAUCCCAAAGAAAGGCAAGAUUUAUUCAGUGAAUGAAGGAAAUGCCAAAAACUGGGAUGGUCCUACUGCCACUUAUGUGGAGAAGUGCAAGUUUCCAAAAGAUGGUUCAUCGCCUAAGUCUCUACGAUAUAUUGGAAGCAUGGUAGCUGAUGUUCAUCGUACAUUGCUUUAUGGAGGCAUCUUUUUGUACCCUGCUGAUAAAAAAAGUCCAAAUGGAAAACUUCGUGUGUUGUAUGAAGUCUUCCCAAUGUCAUUCUUGAUGGAACAAGCAGGAGGACAGGCUUUCACGGGAAAGCAAAGGGCACUCGAUUUAAUUCCAACGAAAUUACAUGAGCGAUCACCUAUAUUCCUCGGUAGCUAUGAUGAUGUUGAGGAAAUCAAAGCUCUUUAUGCUGCUGAGAAUAAAUAGGAAUGAACGGAAAGGCAUGCUCGUGUCUUUCGUUACUUACUACUUACUAGCACUUGUUAUUUGUUAUAAUAUGUUAGACUAACAAAUAACAAGUGCUUUUAAGGAAAAUUCUUAUCUGGUUAUCAAUAUGUUAAUAAAACUUGCUAAUGUACCAGCCACGGUUAUAGAAUAUAUCGAUGGAGAAACAAUAUUUAGAUUUAAUUAACACUUUACAUGUUACUGAAGAUGGAUAACUCUUAUUUUUCCUUUAGCUGUAUAUCUAAGUGAAAUUCCAUAAACCUGGUAAUUAUUA
Messenger RNA from Gastrolobium bilobum, 1479 nucleotides. RefSeq names its product fructose-1,6-bisphosphatase, cytosolic-like. Gene Ontology annotation, cellular component: cytoplasm; cytosol. Gene Ontology annotation, biological process: gluconeogenesis; fructose 1,6-bisphosphate metabolic process; sucrose biosynthetic process. The record is from RefSeq and is a predicted model, not a curated record. Bases 168 to 1187 code for a protein of 339 amino acids. The transcript has 12 exons. Lineage: Eukaryota; Viridiplantae; Streptophyta; Magnoliopsida; Fabales; Fabaceae. Gene Ontology annotation, molecular function: fructose 1,6-bisphosphate 1-phosphatase activity.